Molecule: messenger RNA, 369 nt
Organism: Fraxinus pennsylvanica
Lineage: Eukaryota; Viridiplantae; Streptophyta; Magnoliopsida; Lamiales; Oleaceae
Source: the annotation of a GenBank genome assembly
AUGGUAAACAUGCGGGCCAUAACACAUGACCCUAAUGUGCGGAAUGAUCCCUUGAUUUUCAAGCCAGAAAGGUACCUACCAUCUGCUGGUGGUGUGAAUGUGGAUGUCAGAGGGAAUGACUUGAGGCUUGCGCCAUUUGGGGCUAGAAUUAGGGUUUGUCCUGGAAAGAGCCUAUGGCUAGCGACAGUGAGCUUGUGGGUGGCUAAGUUGGUGCACCAUUUUGAGUGGGUUCAAAAUGUGGCUCAGUCUGUUGAUCUUAGUGAGGUCUUGAACCUUUCUUAUGAGAUGAAGAAACCACUCUCUGCUGUAGCCAUUCCAAGGGUUAGGUGGAGGUGUUGUGGGUCUUUGAUGCGGUGGUGUGUGCGGUGA